Morchella sextelata is the source of this 2388-nucleotide messenger RNA. RefSeq lists its product as uncharacterized. NCBI's taxonomy places the organism in Eukaryota, Fungi, Ascomycota, Pezizomycetes, Pezizales, Morchellaceae. Bases 1 to 2388 code for a protein of 795 amino acids. The transcript has 4 exons. The record is from RefSeq and is a predicted model, not a curated record.
AUGUCAAACAGUGCAGAAGCCUCGGCUGCUAGUGGUUCCGGCACUACUCCCCACCCUCCCUCGGCUUCCACCGCUGAGAAUUCUCAAGGUGGCCCUAAGAAGAUUAAUCUUAACCACUCAAUCUUCUUCGAAGACCUCUGCCUCCUCCGUCCACCUGGCCUUCCUAUAAUCGAAGACUUUAACCAUACAGAUGCUGUAGUGUUUCGCUAUGGGGAUUACCAACCUGAGCCUGAUAAGAGAACAAAGAGCAGAUCUGCAUCUCAUGGCUUUGCUGAUGUUAAAGUAAAUAUUAUUGACGGGCGCAUGGUCGAGGAGUCUGCAACCGAUCCAAAAGACAGCAGAGUAUCCACCAAAACGGGCAUUCCUGAGCCUCCUCAGGCUACAUAUGAGAUAAUUCCCUUGGCUAGAAUGACAAAUGUCGCGACCACUGAUGAUGGGAACAACUUCUGGCUGAAGAAAGAUGGCCCGGCUCAUGUGCAGAUUCCUUAUAUUCAAAACUUUGCUCAAGAUAACAUUCAAGCUCCGGAUCAGAAACUGUUCGAUCUCUCCUCCGAUGUUCAAUACGACCCCGAUGUAUUCAGAACAUACGGGGCGCGCCCACUCAUCAACGCUGUAAAAGUUCAAGUUGGGAAUACCUCUCAUAAUAUCUUCGUCGGACUACCCUAUCUGGGGUGCGGGCCAGAGAACGAUAGAAAUGAGAGUGAUAGCUUUCCCCAAGAUGAGAUUGAGAAUGGCUUGACACUCCCCUAUUAUAGAGGUUGUCCAGGGGGGGCAGAAAAAACAGGCUGCGGGCUGCGUGUCUGGCAGUCAUGGCAUAUCCUCUUCGACAAUACCAGACUCGCCCUCAUUAAAUCCCCUCACUCCCCGCUCUCUAUGCGUGCCCCACUCUUCGGUCAUCAGGCUACUAUGGGCCCUUUGCACGCACUUGCGUUGAUCAUCGGUAACCAGCUCCUGCAUGAAGUACAACCGCUGGAGGUACUCAGCACGGCCGUAAAGAAACAAAUUUCGGAUCUGGGUGCAAAGCUGAGCGCGCAUGCCUCACUGAACCUCAGUGAGAUCACUCCGGAGGUGAAACAAAUAUACCAGUGUGCGAAAAAGGACUCUAUUGUCCUCAUUCAAGAGCAUCUCUUGAACGUAGAGACAAUUAUCACAGUUGUGGGGGAGCAAUCAAAGAUCCUUCAGGCCCUGGCAACUAUCACCACUAGCCAACAACUUCCCCACUUGAGACCGACCUUCACCAACGCCGUACCAUUAACGCAUUUUGACGCCCAGGGCGAGCAGCUGAGAUAUACACGGGGGAUAUUCGAGCAGUUGAUUACGGGAAGGGAAAGGCUGUUGGCUGAUAUGGAAAAGUUGCAGAAUGAGCUGCGGGGUGAGCUACGGAUGGUCCGAGAUACAAUGCAGACGGAAUCGACACAGAAAACUAGCGUGCAGAUGAAAAAUCUUUUAGCAAGGCAGGGACAGACUGUAUCGGUCUUUGCGGUUAUAACGGCUAUAUUUCUCCCGCUGGGGUUCUUUGCUCAGUACCUAGGGAUGAACAAUGAUGUAUGGUCAGGCAUAACCACCCAUGAAAAGUUCUGGAGGGUUGCGGGACCAAUCACAGUGUUUGUGACGGCAUUGCUGAGUUACUUCAUGUUCCGGAACGACGACGAUAUCAAACGUGAUAUUAUGAGGAUCACGCCUUGGGAAAUCAACUGGGAACACGGUGAAAAGACACCGAGACAAGUUCCAGCAAUGACGGGGGCAGGACCAGUGCAGAAUGAGAAGUCAAGUAAGGUGCCCGGUCAAGCGACCGGCGGGGAAACCAAAUCGCACCAAAAAAGGCUAAAUAAAUCCAAGAGCUCUUCCACCCCUACCAAUUCAGCAUCACGGGGAAACGGCACCCUCAAUUCCGGCGUAGUAGCUGAGGGGGACGACAGGAUCGCCACGGGACCAGGACGAGGGAGCACUCAGCCACAGGCGGCCGGAGGUUCCGGAAACAUCGAUCAACUGACCAAUGGGGGUCAGGAAAACAGCGCCGCACCCCUCAUCGGUAUAGUAAUCGAAGGGGAUAAUAUGACCACCACUGGACCAGGACGAGGCAGCGCCCAUCCACAGGCGGCCGGAGGUUCUGGAAACCUCAAUCCACCGACCAAUGGGGGGCAGGAAAACAGCAUCGCACCCUUCACCGGUAUAGCAUUUGGAGGGGACGACAGGACCGCUACAGGAUCACGACAAGGCAGCGCUGACUCACCGGUGACCGGAGGAUCAGGAAACCAUACGCAACCGGCCGGUGGAGAAAGAAGAUGGUAUCAAGGAAUUCGAAUACUGCGUAGAUUAAAGGGAUCUUCCACCCGUGCCAAUUCAAUAUCGCCGGAAGAAGGCACCGAAUCACUCACCAGGCCGUAG